AUGAAAAAAUCAAGAGGAAUAAUUAAAUUUGGUGUUAUUGGUAGUCUCAACAAAUUAAAUGAAACGUCAGUGUCUCCUGUGAACGAUGGUUCAGGUUUCGGGGUGAUAGACGCCAAAUUGGAUUCUGGUUCUUCAAUUGAAGGAGAAACUUCUCAACAAUCUAAUGACAACUACGAAACUGAAUGCCUAAAUGAAGUAAUGGGUUUUGGAAGCUUUGGGAAAAAGUCUAAACAUUUUGAUGUUGAAAAGCUUGCUGCUCAAGUAUCGGCUGCCGCAAGAGAACGCAGUAAAGCUGUCAAAAUUGUCACUUCACAACUACCACAGAAUGACGCCCAAAAUAUUCAACAUGGAGACAGAUAUAAGAAUGUUCACGAAGAAAAGCAAGAAAAAAGUUCUAGUGAUGAUGAUGACGAUUUUAUAGGACCUCCUGUUCCACCUGAAAUUCUCAUGAGUUUAAGUAGUGGUGUAGGAAAUCAAACAUUAGACUCUAGCAAAGAAAGUGGUGUAAAAGUUGAUAGAAGUGAGAGUGAUGUUAGUGAUGACGAAGGAGAUGACAUAAAAAGUAAAAUCCCUGCUUCCCAUGAAGUAUCAAUGCUGCAUGGCUCAAGGGCUGUUGUAGCUUUGGCUGCAGAUCCUGCGGGUGCACGCUUAGCCACUGGUUCUGUUGAUUAUGAGGUUAGAUUCUGGGACUUUGCAGGGAUGGAUGCUACAAUGCAAAGCUUUCGAACACUCCAACCAUGUGAAAACCAUCCAAUAAAAUGUUUGCAGUAUUCAAUUACAGGAGAUGUAAUUCUUGUAGUUUCUGGCUCUUCUCAAGCUAAAGUUUUAGAUCGUGAUGGAUUUGAAGUGUUAGAAUGUGUAAAAGGUGACCAGUACAUUGCAGAUAUGGCAAGAACUAAAGGGCACACAGCCUCGCUUAACAGUGGUUGUUGGCACCCUCGUCUGAAAGAGGAAUUCUUGACUUGUUCUCAUGAUAGCACAUGCCGUCUAUGGGAUAUGGAGAAACCUAACCAGCACAAAGCUGUAAUCAAAUGUCGAGCUCAAAAUGGACUGAAAACAAUUCCAUCUUCCUGCAGUUACAACAGAAAUGGUAAUCUUAUUGCUGCGGCUUGUGUCGAUGGUUCUAUACAGAUGUGGGACCACAGAAAAAUGUUUGUUAAUACUUCAAUGAUGAUAAGAGGUGCCCAUCAAAAUGGAAGUGAAAUUUCAUCGAUAACUUUUUCAUAUCAUGGAAAUGUAUUAGCAACCCGAGGAUGUGAUGACACCCUGAAAUUAUGGGAUUUAAGGGUAUUCAAGAAACCUCUUCAUGUUGUUGAUGGUUUGUACUCACGUUAUGGCACUACUGAUUGUACAUUUAGUCCAGAUGAUAGCAUCAUUUUCACGGGUGAAUCUGUUAAAAAGGGCCAAGAUACAGGAAGGUUAUUAUUUUAUGAUGUGAAUACUUUUGAGAAGCUCCAUGAGAUACCAGUAACUGACUCUCAUGUUAUUAAAUCAGCCUGGCAUCCAAAACUUAAUCAAAUAUUUGUGGGUUGUGGAAAUGGGACUGUGAAACUCUAUUAUGAUGAAGAAAAGAGUAUGCGAGGUGCAAAACUAUGUGUUGUGAAAACUCGAAGAAAGGUAAAGCAAGUGGAAGUAGUAGCAGCACAACAAAUUCUGACUCCACAUGCCCUCCCUAUGUUCAGACAAGAAAAACCUAAGUCAAUUCGCAAACAGAUGGAACGUGACAGGCAAGAUCCGUUAAAAUCUCGCAGACCUGAUUUGCCUAUAUCAUCUGGACAAGGAGGACGAGUUGCAUCUUCUGGAGGCACCUUGAGUUCUUAUGUCAUUCGUAACCUUGGUCUCAGCAAGAGAGUUGAAGAUGACCAAGAUCCUCGAGAAGCUAUUCUUAGAUUUGCAAAGGAGGCUGCAGAAAAUCCUUAUUGGGUAACUCCUGCGUAUUCUAAAACUCAACCAACUGCCAUUUUCCAGUCAAACGAAACAAAUGACGAUGAACCUUCUGCAAAAAAGCCAAAGGUAUGA
Molecule: messenger RNA, 2019 nt
Organism: Gryllus bimaculatus (two-spotted cricket)
Lineage: Eukaryota; Metazoa; Arthropoda; Insecta; Orthoptera; Gryllidae
Source: the annotation of a GenBank genome assembly